Molecule: messenger RNA, 1990 nt
Organism: Entelurus aequoreus (snake pipefish)
Lineage: Eukaryota; Metazoa; Chordata; Actinopteri; Syngnathiformes; Syngnathidae
Gene: cenps
Product: centromere protein S
Exons: 5
Coding region: 172-537 (121 amino acids)
Biological process (GO): replication fork processing; resolution of meiotic recombination intermediates
Cellular component (GO): FANCM-MHF complex; Fanconi anaemia nuclear complex
Molecular function (GO): chromatin binding; protein heterodimerization activity
Source: RefSeq, a predicted model, not a curated record
ACAUGGUGGUGCUGUGAGAUGUAAUUCGAACAAGCCCAUGUGACGUCACCAGACUUGUUUGUUUUGAAUUGUGCCGCGACAUCUCAGAAACAUUUCUAAUAAAGUCAUAUUAUGAUUUAGUGGCAUUUUCACCACACUUCAGCGGUGUAAGCCUUUAACGUUACUGUCAAUAUGUCAGUUGGAGAGGACGAAACGCUUCAGCGACUGAAGGCAGCUGUACAUUACACUGUUGGUCAACUGUGUCAGAAGAUGGAAGAAGAACACCGGACGAAAUUUAGCCGGCAGGUCGUUGCCGCAAUAGCAGAGACUACCUUCAGACAAAGUGACAUCUUUGCCAAAGACUUGGAGGCGUUUGCAAGGCAUGCUAAAAGAUGUACGGUGUCUGCAGAGGACGUCAAACUGUUGGCUCGCCGCAGCACCGCACUGGCUGUCUACAUACAAAAUAAGAGUGAAGAACUGGAACAAGAGCAGAAAGAUUUGAAAAAAAAGAAUUCUUGGAAGAGGAAAGGCAGAGACACCGAGGAGAACAGAGAAUAAAAGGUUUAAUAGUUUUCUCUUCUUCAGUAAAGGUGAAUAAACAAAGCAAACUUUUACAUCAUCUGAUGCACAUAAAAUGUGUCGUAAACCUGAGCUAUAAAAGGCGGUUUUAGAAUAGCAAACAUCGUCCAAGGAUGACCAGUCAGCAAAAAACACUCACACCUUGUUGCAGACGCACACAAGCAGAGGAAAGAAGCAUGAAAGAGACGAGUACUACCAUGUCUCUCUGGGAAGGCCACACACUCAAAGUGUUGGAAGUUGCAUCUUCGUCCUUCAGCCUGGGAUCAAAUGUAGACCUCAACCAGCCGAGCCCAAGGUCCCUAAAUAUGUGAAUCCAAUUAAUUGUUUAUUCUGCAAAGCCACUCAAUCAACUAAGCAUCUAUUCCAACCAACUUUAUUAGACAACUCCCUUCUUUUGACAUUUUUCCAACACCUCACAAACAUCAAGCGCUACAGGAGGGGGGCAUUGGACAUACCACGCCACGUUCUCACACCAGCACUCGUGCCCAUACCCCAACCCGCUAGCGUCUUCAGUCGGUGUCAUCCACAUCAAGUACACACUUACAGGAACAAGAAACAGCACACACCAUUCAGAUGAUACAAGCGGUACAACAUUCCAUACAUUUCACUUUGUCCACACAUUAAGAAUAAGGGAAAUCUUGCAAAGAUUAAAAAAAACCAAAAAACAAAAAAAAAAAACCUUGAAGUACUAAUGAGAGGAUGUCCAUGUUAGGCGCUCGUUAGCAUCCGCAGCUUCCACUCACACACUCAGAAAGCAGUCAGAAUUUGGGCUCGUUCACGUUCACAAGCAGUCCGCUCUACGCCUCUCAGUCCGCUCACUCAUCUCCUCGCCACAAGCCAUCCCAAUCGCACUCAUCAGUUCCUAAAAAAUGUCACUUGCGCAGCGGAUAAAAGUGAAAACACCCACCGUCUGUGAGAACGUCGUUUGAUGGCAAAGCAUUUACAGGCGGGAAGAGAGUGAUACCGAUACGGCGCCGACAAUGCCGCCAUAUUGGAGCUUCCUUGCAGGGAAACGGAAGGUGGGAGUCAACUGCAGAAGAGAUUUCAAUCAAGGCUUUUUGUUCCACUUGACUGCAAAUAAAAUUUCUAAAAACAUCGAAGUUUCAACCAGAUUCUCCCCAAUGCAAGAUUGCCUUCAAAUGAUAAACAUUCAUGCAUCACGUUACAAUACAUGCAUUAGAGAAUCCAGUUGAAAAGGAUACAAACAUGAAAAAAUAGCACUUCCUGGUAAACAACUCACAACACACCAAAUUCAAUCUUUAGCUUUUUCCUGCAAAUCUACAAAACAUCUUCCACAAAAGUAUUUUUUAACCAGAAAGAAAGGUCUGAUCUUUCUCACGAUACUUACCACACGGACACGCUUAGCUUACAUACCCCACCCAGACGACUUUGACUCCAUACUGGACCCAAAGCCUGAGCUAAACCCACUACC